CGCCAAGAAGAUAGUAUCUACGGUCGGUGGAUCGCCCGGCUCUUCUCCAGUGUCCAUCUCGACCAAUCAAUUCCCUUCGAUCAAUCCGGCUUUCCGGACGGAGAAUAAACAUGAAAUUGUUCCCAGGCACAGCUUCGAUUUUGACCUCGAUACUUGCCGCUGCACCAAUCUUGGCCUGCAUCCAGGAUAAAACAGCAUGCCCUUACCACCGAUUCUUCUGGGCAGCAUCCAUUCCCCACCGACCAGGGCUGCCAAGUCCUGAUACCUCCACCCCGGCGAUAGCAGAAACUGGAUGCUGGAAGGUCGAACGAAGUCCGAUGACAUUGACACCAAACGCUGGCAGCUGGAUGGGCCCGAAGGUGGGCCUCCGCGCGUCUAUCCCGACAAUAUGAAAAUCGGCGGUGCACGAACCAUUCUGCUCUCCUCCCUCCCCUUUCUCCGGUGACAGCGGACGGGAGAUGUUCAUGUUUUGAAUUCGAUCGAAA
Aspergillus steynii IBT 23096 is the source of this 485-nucleotide messenger RNA. RefSeq lists its product as uncharacterized. Lineage: Eukaryota; Fungi; Ascomycota; Eurotiomycetes; Eurotiales; Aspergillaceae. The coding region runs from base 111 to 392 and encodes 93 amino acids. The transcript is spliced from 3 exons. The record is from RefSeq and is a predicted model, not a curated record.